GCUACCCUUUUGUAAUGUCUGACGCGAGUGAAUCUUCAUUCGAUUACAACAGCGAUCUUUUGUCUAUCAGUUCUAUUGAUACUAACUAUGAUUUAUCAAGCUGCGACGAUUUAUCUUCGGCAGAUGGAUCAGAAAGUGAAUACCCAGAAGAGGCUGCAGACGACGUAGAGGUACCUUGGGUCAAAGAAGGUAUACCGCGCCCUAACUUUCCCUUCACUUCAGAUCCUGCUCGGAUAAUAUUUUGGAGAUAUUUGAGUUAUUCAUGGAUCAGCAUUUGACAAACCUUG
Molecule: messenger RNA, 287 nt
Organism: Acanthoscelides obtectus
Lineage: Eukaryota; Metazoa; Arthropoda; Insecta; Coleoptera; Chrysomelidae
Source: the annotation of a GenBank genome assembly